AUGGAGUUCAACUUGCUCACUGACCCAGAAGCUCAGAGCCCCCCUCUUUCCCUCUCAGAAUCUGGGACACCUCAACAUGCACACAGGCACAAGGGGCAAGCAAGUGGUAAGACUGAAAAGUCACAGCAGAAUCAGCCUGACGAUACCACGCCUGAGGAUGGCUCCCUGAGAAAGAAGCAACGUAGGCAGAGAACUCAUUUUACCAGCCAGCAACUCCAGGAGCUGGAAGCCACUUUUCAAAGGAAUCGGUAUCCAGACAUGAGUACCCGAGAGGAGAUUGCUGUCUGGACCAACUUGACGGAAGCCAGAGUUCGG
This is a messenger RNA of Protobothrops mucrosquamatus (brown spotted pit viper), 315 nucleotides long. RefSeq names its product pituitary homeobox 3. Gene Ontology annotation, molecular function: RNA polymerase II cis-regulatory region sequence-specific DNA binding; DNA-binding transcription factor activity, RNA polymerase II-specific. The annotation marks the transcript as partial. The record is from RefSeq and is a predicted model, not a curated record. Gene Ontology annotation, cellular component: nucleus. Gene Ontology annotation, biological process: regulation of transcription by RNA polymerase II; anatomical structure morphogenesis. Lineage: Eukaryota; Metazoa; Chordata; Lepidosauria; Squamata; Viperidae. The transcript is spliced from 3 exons.